Zootoca vivipara (common lizard) is the source of this 1248-nucleotide messenger RNA. The record is from RefSeq and is a predicted model, not a curated record. Lineage: Eukaryota; Metazoa; Chordata; Lepidosauria; Squamata; Lacertidae.
AUGACCGACGUGGUCAGCUCGGCCCGGGACUGCCUGCAGGCUGGCGAAUCCUGCACCAAUGACCCCAGCUGCAGCUCCAAAUUCCGGACCCUCCGGCAAUGCAUCGCCGGCAACGGCGCCAACAAGCUGGGUCCGGAUGCAAAGAGCCAGUGUCAGAACACGGUGACAGCCCUCCUGUCCAGCCAGCUCUACGGCUGCAAGUGCAAACGGGGGAUGAAGAAGGAGAAGCAUUGCCUCAGCGUCUACUGGAGCAUCCACCACACCUUGAUGGAAGGGAUGAAUGUCAUGGAGAGUUCCCCUUACGAACCCUUUGUGAGGGGCUUUGACUACGUCCGAUUGGCUUCCAUCACUGCAGGCUCCGAGAACGAGGUCACCCAGGUGAACCGCUGCUUGGAUGCCGCCAAGGCCUGCAAUGUGGAUGAGGUUUGCCAGCGCCUUCGGACCGAGUACGUCUCCUCCUGCAUCCGCCGCGUGGCCCGGUCAGACACCUGCAACCGCUCCAAGUGCCACAAGGCCUUGCGGAAGUUCUUUGACCGCGUGCCCCCCGAGUACACACACGAGCUGCUCUUCUGCCCCUGCGAUGACACGGCCUGCGCGGAGAGGCGCAGGCAGACCAUCGUGCCCACCUGCUCCUACGAGGCCAAGGAGAGACCCAACUGCUUGGCGCCGCUCGACUCCUGCCGAGUGAACUACGUCUGCAGAUCCCGCUACGCCGAGUUCCAGUUCAACUGCCAGCCCUCCGCACAGUCUGCGACAGGGUGCCAGAGGGAAAAUUACGCUGCCUGUCUGCUGGCCUAUACCGGGAUCAUAGGUAGUCCCAUCACCCCAAACUACAUCGACAACUCGACGUCAAAUAUUGCACCCUGGUGCACGUGCAACGCCAGCGGGAACAGGCAGGAGGAAUGCGAGAGCUUCCUACACCUCUUCACCAAGAAUCUCUGCCUCCAGAAUGCCAUCCAGGCCUUUGGCAACGGAACGUACCUGAGCACCGCCCUGGGCUCCUCCACCCCUCCCACGACGCAGAUGCGCAAGCAGGAGAGGAACGCCAACAAGGCAGCAGCCACCCUCAGAGAGAACAUCUUCGAACAGCUACAGCCCACCAAGGUAUCUGCAGAGGAGAAGCUUCUACAAGAUGCCACCCACCUAGCUUCUGACGGCUCCAGCUCAGCGCUGUCACUGGCCAUUAACGGCUGGUUGGUGAUGUGGUGUUCCGCUUCUACCAGUACAUUCCUCCUGGCGUCCAUGUGA